GCUCCGUGAGGACGGUGUGGUGAGGGGCGGCCGAGGGUCCCAGGUACGGCCCCGACCCCGAGCCCGGCAGCCCGGCCCGAGCCCGGCUUGGUGCCCCCAGCCCGACCCCGGGCUCCUUCCCCUGCAGCCCCCCGCCCCCCUCCCGGGGCCGGGAUGUCGCGGGAGGAGCCUGAGGGUCCCGAGCCGGAGGCGGCGGCGGGCGGGAGCCCCUUCCCGGCCGAACUGGGUGGGGACGAGCCCCGCGGCGAGGAGCCGGACAGGCCGUGCGCGGAGCCAGCACUGGGUCCCCGCUCCUCCCUGUACUUCGCCUCGCUGGACGCCGCCGUGGAGGGGCUGCAGCAGCGGGUGCACGACGUCCUCGGCCGCCUCAACGGCGGCCGCGAGGAAGCGCACACGGAGCUGAGCGGCGUCAGGGACAGCCUGCUGCUGAAGGUCUCGGAGCUGGCGGAGCAGCUGGAGGAGCGGCUCUUCCACCGCUACGGCUUCCACAACGGGCUGAUCCAGGAGCGGCUGCAGGCGCUCAGCGAGGUGUUGGAGCGCGUGGAGGGCGUGCAGGCCGAGCUGCGCCGCAUCUGCUGCGCCGUGGAGGCGGCUUAUCAGGACCUCUGCCCGCAGCCCGAGGGCUGAGGGCACCCCCAGACCUGAGCGGGACCCCCCAAACCCACGGCACCGUGCGGCUGUGCCGGGCCAAAGGGGGAUUUUGGCCCCAAAGCGCUUUGCUGUUGCUGUUGGUGGUUGGAACAAAUAAAGGGCUGAAGCCGACCCAAAAGCUGGGUGGGGGGGGGGG
This is a messenger RNA of Vidua macroura (Pin-tailed whydah), 787 nucleotides long. It is a transcript of the gene SYCE2, whose product is annotated as synaptonemal complex central element protein 2. The record is from RefSeq and is a predicted model, not a curated record. Lineage: Eukaryota; Metazoa; Chordata; Aves; Passeriformes; Viduidae. Gene Ontology annotation, biological process: synaptonemal complex assembly. Gene Ontology annotation, cellular component: central element.